GGACAAUACAACCAACAUCAGAUUUCUGGCACCUGUAUUGUACAAGAAUACAAGUGGGAAGUUAUGACGCAGCUCCCCUCUUUCGACGACCUUCCUCCUGUCGAGGGCAUGCCGCAAGGCUGCGCAUGGGGCAUUUUUGACAAGGACGGCAAGAAGGACCUUUGCGGAACGCUGAAUAUCCUCACGCCCGAGGUCGUUGCCGAAGCUUGUAAAGAAGCCAGAGAUGGCAUUUCGAUUUCCCUCAACUGGCCGCUCAAUGCCAACAAGAUUCCAAUGGGUCGCGGUGCUCCAGUCCACAAGCACGUAAAUUUUCAAGAAUCGGGUCUGUCGAAAGGCUCGGGGUGGGAUGAUCAGCUCACGUUCAAUACCCAGGUAAGCAGCCAGUGGGACAGCCUGGUCCAUUGGCAGCAUCAAGAGACAAAACUAUCCUACAAUGGCAUCAAAGCGACCCAAGAGGGCCUCGCUGCAACCACGACAGAUGAGAACAAAAUGCCGACGUUGGACCACUGGCACACUUCAGGCGGGCUGGUCGCACGCGGAAUCUUGAUAGACAUUAAGGCGUGGUACGAAGCCAAAGCAGCGAGAGACGGCAAGGCUGGCGACGAAGCAGUUUUCCAUCCCUUUGAGGAACACCGUAUAACAGUCUCCGACAUCGAAACCUGUGCCAAAGAUCAAAACGUCACCUUCCGCGCGGGCGAUGUCCUUAUCAUUCGGACUGGCAUGACCGAAAUCCUCUCCUCCCCACAACCCGCCGACCUUGCCAAAAUGCAGAACCCUCAGCUAGCAGGCGUCCACGGCUGCAUCGAAUCGGCCAAGUGGAUCUGGAACCAGCACUUUUCCGCUGUCGCUGGCGACUCUAUUGCAUUUGAGGCGCUAAUGCCUAUUAAGGAGGAUGGCAGUGUAGGAACACCGGAGGAUCUUGUUUUGCAUCCGUGGCUGCUGUCCAUGUUUGGGAUGAGUAUCGGCGAGUUAUGGGAUUUGAAGGCGCUUUCGGAACACUGUAAGAAGACCGGGAGGUAUACCUUCCUGCUGACGUCGGCGCCGUUGAAUAUCCCGGGGCUUGUGGGGUCGCCGCCAAAUGCGCUGGCGAUCUUCUGAAGGGACUUUUGCUUGAUAGAGCAUCUCCAGGGGUGACAUCGAGCUAUACAUCACCCACCGUAAGCCCAGCAUGGCAGUUUCUGCUCCAGCGCCAGGCCAAAAGCUUGAGCAAUUGUACUGCCCAAAGGUAUGCAAUAAACGGGUCGAUAGUACUCGGCCUAUUAUCCUG
This is a messenger RNA of Paraphaeosphaeria sporulosa, 1267 nucleotides long. RefSeq lists its product as uncharacterized. The record is from RefSeq and is a predicted model, not a curated record. Lineage: Eukaryota; Fungi; Ascomycota; Dothideomycetes; Pleosporales; Didymosphaeriaceae. Gene Ontology annotation, molecular function: arylformamidase activity. Bases 64 to 1098 code for a protein of 344 amino acids. The transcript has 5 exons.